AUGCAUUGCUGUGCGUUUUCAAGUGUAUUUUGAUGAUUUUGUGUUGUUUUUUUCGUUUCAGUGUAUGCUUUUGGAUCGGCGGCAGCGUUGGCUGUGGCUGUGACGGCCAAUUGUGCCGUUGGCGAUCGGCAGAAUGUUCAAAGGUUAAAAUUCGAUUUGGUAAUAAUUCGGGUCCUGGGUGGAUUAGAAGAGCUGAGAAACUUCUUGGAACAAAAAUGAGCUCUAGAAUCUUCUUUUUGGGGUGGUUUGGACUUUGUCCGUUAUUAAAGGCGCAUGUAUGGGGACAGGGCGCGCGCUUCGAGCGGAAGGAUUCUGUAGCUUGGAGAAAGAUGCUACGACAAAAUCUCAAGUCCACAAUUCUUGAGAACCAUCUGUCUGUAAGCCUGUGUACACACAUCUCAAAAACCCACCACAAUGAGGUAUGACGGCGUUUUUGUUAGUGGGCGGAGUCAAAAUAUCCGCCGUUCCCACCUGACGUCAUGGGAACGACAGAGAUUUCGGCUCUGAAAGUGUAAAUAACAGGGCAUAUUAAAGGCGCAGGCCGCCGUAUUGCCAGAGGUCUUUGAGACGAAUCGAAAUAUUUUCUACAUAAACGCCAUUUUCUGCGCAAAAGAGGCGCAGUGCAUGCACACGACACACGAAACUUCACGGAGAAAAAGUAGGCGUGGCGUCGUCGAAAAAACGCCGUGGUGUAUAGUAUGUUCAGAUUUUGAAUGUCAAAUAGAAUGACGUCAUUUGAAAACGCUCUCUGAUUGGUUUAUCGCGCCAUUAGGGGCGGAGCUUGAGCGACGACUUGACAUUCAAAAUCUGAACAGACUAUACGUACACAGGCUUACGGUCCUCAAGAUUUGCGAACCCGAGCUUUUGUCGUACCAUCUGCAGAAAAGCUGGCAUGAAACAGGCUAUACAUUUUCUGACCUUCUGCCUUUCAGAGAGCGCAAACUGAGCAGAGCGAGUCACACGGCCGUCGAGAAACGACAUUCUGAGCCGCGGGUCGUCAGACCUCCGACCAAGCCGAAACAUGAUAGCCCUGGUUUUGAAAAUAAACAGAUCACCCAACAAAAAGUAUUUUCAGAACGCUCGAAAAAAGCGAAAAUCUUCAAGGAUUCUUCGAGGUUUAGCAUAUAAUAGGGGGAAAGUGAAAACUUCACUUUUUAUAGCAAAAAAGACAGAAAAGAGACGAGAAAGCCGAGAAGAGAGGAAUCGGACCGCAGCAAGAGCGAUUCGGACAGGAGGGAAAGACGAAGGGGAUCUUCCCGGGCUGUCGCGUCGGCUUUCAAGGAGGACAGGAAUAGGUUGGGCCCUUUUCCGGGGUUUCAAAUCGUUUGGAUGAAUAUUUAUCAUAUAGCUGAUUCACAACUGGCUUGAGCCCUCAAAAAAUGGGUCCUGACACGGUAAUAAAAGAGACAGUGCCUGGUUGGUAGAGAGCGCAGACAGGCCACGCCCCCUUAGCGCCCCAAGCUAGCCGUGAAUCGGCUAUAUUUAUCAUUGAUGAGUUCGGAAAAGGCUCCAUAGAAAUUUUCCCUUCAGGGUGUCAAAGGUUCUUUUUUGCUGCCUUUUUGCGCCAUUUCAUCGGCUCUUAUGCACCAUUUUUGCUGCCUCUUCCAUUCCAGAAUCCUUGAAUUUUUCAAAAAUCCGUUGACGAAUUUGGUAACUCUAUAUGAUCUCAAUUCCGAAUAUUUUCCACUUUUCAUAGUUUAUCGUUCACUCGACCAAUUUUCAGCAAGAAGUCUUCCAAGUCGCGGAAAUCCACCAAAUCGGCCAAGUCUUACCAUCGAAGCCCUGAGAAGAGCUACAAAGAAGCCCGGACCCAAGGAUCCCGCGAAUAUGACGACGACUAUCGUUCCCGGAAAUCUGGCAAAAGCGCAAAGUCGGGGAAAAACACUCCGGGUAGUACCAAGUCCGGCAAAAAGUCGAAAAUCUCCCCGGCCGCCCAGAAGAAAUUGGAGAAGCAAGAGUCGAAGGUGAUUAAGAAAUCGCGUAUUCAGGGAUUCCAGAGUGGUUCCUACAGGGGUUGAGGGGGAAACAGCCUUAUAGGGCCCAAAAAGUGGUCCCUAUAGGGGUUUAGGGUCUGUCCCUUUUACCCCCGUAGCUUAAGUGGUCCCUAUAGGGGUUAGAGGAGAGACAGUCUUAUUGGGGCCGAAAAAGUUGUCCCCAUAGGGUUUUAGGGUCUGACCCUUUUACCACUUUAGCUUGAGUGGUCCCUAUAGGGGUUAAGGGGGAAACAGCCCCAUGGGGGCCAAAAAAGUUGUCCCUAGCUUAAGUGAUCUUUCAACUUCAUUUACGAUGAAGGGGUUUUUUUUUCUCAGAAACCAGCUAUAUCCUCUGAAAUCCGUGAGUAACUUGAACUGGUCCAUUUUCGAAUUUUUCCUUAACGAAGUGAAAAUUUACUUUCUCUAGAAAGAGGCCAGAGACCAGCUGCAAAGCGCCGCCCUCAAGAUCAAGCAGGACGAAGUUCUGAGCAAGGAAAAGUCGAAAAAAGGCGAAAUCGAGCUGAAAGACAAGGCUCAUGUCAUGGAGAUCGAGCGCAAGGAGAACGAGAAACUCAUGAAGUUGGAGCGGAAAAGGAUGGAGGCUAAGUUGAAGGAGGAACGGCUCGUCAAGGAGAUGGAGCUGAAGCAGGAGGAGAAGAUGAUGAAGUUGGAGAGGAAACGAAAAGAAAAAGAGAUGGCCAGGCAGAUAAAAGAGCGGGAGAGAGAGGAGAAGCAGAGAGAGAAGGAGAUGAAGAAGGAGAAGGAGAGAGAGGAGAAGAAAAGGUGAGGGUUUUUCUUAUAUGUCAUACUAAAAAUGGCAAAAACCAACUAGGCAUAGGAUAGGAUUCAAACCUUGGAUACCAGAUUGACAGACGAGACUCUUAGCCGUUUUGAAGUUCCACGAGGCUUUCUGGAGUUUAUUAGUCAUUAUUUAUCUUGGUUACUUCCCUAUAGUCCAUUUUUCGCUACUUGAAAGGGCGGGACUUCUCUGCGCCCUCCUCGUCUCUCGACGUCUCUCUCAUGUUUACGUGCUUUUUCCAUGUUUCUCUGACCUCGCAGAUGAGGGAACAGAGAGACGCAGACACGCAAAAACUGUGAAAUCGCGGCGAAUUAAGUAUAUUUUUUUGUGUGGGGUGUUUAAAGGAGCAUGGAUGAUUUCCAUAAAGGUCUCUCUAAAAUCGGAUUUAAGCAUCAAAAUCAAGUGCAAAUCAAUUUUUUUUUACGUAGAUUCAAUUUCGAUGCUUUUUCGAUACCUAUUUGCUCAUUAUACGCAGUGGACCUGUACUCUGAGAGUUGUGACGUCAUUUCGUAUCAUUUUAUGACGUCAUUUGCUCCAAAAUAAGGUUAAAAAUGACGUCAGACCUUUUCUACGGCCAAGUUUGGUAUGUAGAUGAUUGAUAUAAUAUAAAACCUUCUCAAACCUCAGGGAGAGGUGGAUUUGAAAAAUAUAAAUUGAUCAACUUCUGAAUGAGACUAGGUUCACUAGAGGCAGUUUUUCACGCUGAUUCCAUAUCUGGUCUUAGAAUUUGUCACAGACGUCUGUGGAAAAAGUCCUCUCAGAAUGAAUUUUUUUGACUGAUCUGGAUUUUUACAAGUCAUUUUGGACCUCUUACUCUGAAGAAAAAAUGGCAAUCGGACAGUAGAAAUGGGGUUUUUUAAAUGAAUGCUCUAUUUUUUAAUCAUCUUUCAAGCUAGAAAAGGUACAGGAGUUUUUAUUUUUCCAAAAUCAAUUGAGAAAAAGUAUUUUGAAAAAAGUUUCUUGUUGAGGGUCAGGUGUGACCAUGUAUGUUUGAAAAUUUAAAUUUUUCGUUUUUCAGCCGCAAAGCCGCCAAAACUGCCUCGACCUCGAAAAGGUGAUAGUUUAUUCAAAAAAAAUUUUAACUGAAAAAAUUUUCCAGUCAUGAUAAAAACUGAGUCGACUGCAAAGACGUCCAGAGAAUCGUCAGUUUUUUUGAAAAAGUUCGAAAAAACCAGUCAUUUUCAGGCUGGACAGUGAGGCGAAGUUCAAUGCUCUCACGUGGGUUUUCCACCCUUUUUGAGAAUUUCCCCCAUUAAUUUGUCAAAUUUGUAUUUUUUGUUGGAUCAGCCGCGUUUUUUCAAAAAAAAAAACAUCCCUAAAACCCUUGGAAUAUGAAUUUUUAGGACCCAAACUGCAAAUACUCAUUCGCCGGCCACGUUCACCCCAACCACUACGGGCGCUCCUUCGAACACACAGUAAUAUUCUCGAAAAAAAAUUGUUCUUUGUUUUUAAGCUUCAAGUUUACUGUAUAACAAAUUCGCUAGGAUUUGAAAAAUUUCCGGUCGCAUUUGGAAUGGCUUGAAGCGCUGCGGAUCAAGUUAUACGACUACCAAAUUUGAUACAGAUCCGCGUAAACCGCCUCCAAGUCGGAUGCAAUUUUUAGGAAUUCUGAGCGUUUGGCCAUUCUCCAUGCGACCAAUUUUUGAUUCACAUUAGCUUAAAGCGCUUUAAAUUUGAAAGUCUCGACUUUUUUGCCCUAAACGAAAGAUUUUUAUUUUGUAAAACUGGAAUCGACAAGUUCAAAACGACUUGAAGUUCAAUUGAUCGCAUUUGGAAUGGCUUGAAGCGUUGCGGAUCGAGUUGAAAGGCUGCCUAUUUUGAUACAGAUCCGCGUAAACCGCCUCCAAGUCGGAUGCAAUUUUUAGGAAUUCUGAGCGUUUGGCCAUUCUCCAUGCGACCAAUUUUUGGUUCACAUUAGCUUAUAGCGCUUUGAAUUUGAAAAUCUCGGCAUUUUUGCCUUGGAAAAGAAUUUUGCUUUGUAAAACUGGAAUCAAAAAAUUUUCAUCGACUUGAAGUUCAAUUGAUCGCAUUUGGAAUGGCUCGGAGCGUUGCGGUCGCGCUGCGUAGCAAGUUAUAAGGCUGUCAAUUUUGAUACAGAUGCGCGCAAACCGUCUCCAAGUCGGAUGCGAUCUCAAAAAGACCGCUUCGCAGCCGCCACGCGUUUGGCUAGAGACCGCAGAGCCACGCCCCUUUUUGCGAUGGUGAAAUGCACUGGUUUUUUAGAUUUCGUGUUUGAUUUUUUCGUAAAAGCGCAAUACUGAAACAAACACAGAGAAACUUGGUGGAAACAUAGAGAAAACUCUCCUCUUUAAUCUGAUAUACUUUUCACCGGAUUUUCGAAGCGUUUUAGCGGAGUGUCGUACAAAAAACCAAAACUACUUUUUUUUCUUCGGGUUUUUUUAACCUAGUUCCAUGUCGUUGGCGCCUUUUUUUAUUUUCGAAUUCGAUUCUUAAGUGAAAAAAAUCUUUUAAAAACAAAAAAAUUAAAAUUUUUACGGUGCCUAAUCUUCGUGAGGCCGCGCAAAGUUGAAAAAUGUUGUACUCGGUUUUCGAGAGCGGUUAAGUAAAAAUUUUUUUAUUUUUAACUUGUGGAUUAAAUUGUAACUAAAAAUGUUAUUAGUAUAAAACUUAUUGCGAAAACUUUGUUUUCUGAGAAAAAAAUAGACAGUGAAAAUUUCGAAAUUUAUUUUAACAUGGUUAGAUGUCGUUGGCGCCUUUUUUUAUUUCUUAAAUAUCAGCGUAUCUCAAUUUUCAAUCAAUUAAAAAAAUAAAAUAAAAAUUUUAGCGGUGCCUAAAAGUUUAAUCAUUGUUAACUUGAAGCCAACGUUUAAAAUAACAAAAAACAACGAAAAAGGAAGCAUUUUGAACUGAAUCUCUAUGAAUAAAUUAUUUUUAGGUGGUCCGAACACACGUGACUAAUAAUUGUUCAACUAUCAUAACUUUUUUUAAAACAAGAUAGUCGGUAAAUGCUGUACUUUGAGGUGAAGUGGUGUAUAGCGCGAACGCCUCUUAUCUCCGAGGGAUGGACGUGGAGCAGCGCAAGUGCGCUUGCAUGAAGUUUUGAUAUCGCGAGUUCAAUUCUCGCAGCGGCCAUCAAGAAAAAAAUAGCUUUUCUUUUUCAAACUUGUGGUUUUUAUACCGUUUUAAUAACUUAUUACGACUUUGAAAACCGGAAUAAACUACUAAAAAAAUUUAAAUCCGAUAUGAAAAACACAAUGAACGACCAAAAAGUGUAAAAUCUAAACUUUCAGUACUAAAUUUCGCGACUUUUUUUCACUACUGUUUUGACCAUAACUUUUUCUCAACCUUUUUCGAAAAAAACUAAACUGUUUUGAAUAGUAAAUUAGAGCAGCUAUCCAACCAUAGUAAUAUUGAAGUUCGAACAAUUUUUUGAAAAUUCGUCUGCGGUCCCUACGUUUGGCCAUUCCCCACGCGGCCGUUUUCUGAUUCAAAUCAGUUUACUGCAAUCAACAUUUGGAACAUUUGAAAUGUAUUAGGAUAGGCUUGAAGCGUUUUGAAUCAGGCUAUAAGACGGCUGGUUUUUAUAGCUAUGAGAUCGGGUGUAAUUUUAUGGGGGCCGCUGCGCUUUUGGCCAUUCCCCCUGCGACCAGCUUUAAGAUUGAAAAUUCAAGCAUUUUAGCCCUAAAUGGCAGUUUUUUGUAUGUAAAUUAGAAUGGUCUCCGUUUUCCAGUACCCAAUCGCCAGCCACCUUCACUCCGAUCACUACGAAGGACCCUUCGAACAAAAAAAGUGACUUUUUUUCGAAGAAAUUAAUUUUGAAUGGGUUUAUCGGACAAAACCAAGACCCUUUCAAUACUUUUUUUGAUCCAUUAACCGUUUAAUCGAAUCGAAUUAUUAUCUUUUUUUCUGUAUAGGUCGACGAAAACUGACCCGAGACGCGACCGUGAGUCGUCAUUAAAGUCGAGGUUUUUUUCAUGUAAAAAAUCGGAAAUUAUUUUUUUUUUUAGUGUUAUGACAAAAAAGAGUGAUCUGAAAACGGCGGCUGAGGAUGAUACGCAGAAAAGGUGAGAAAAAGGCUUUAAAAAGGAGUUUUUCGAGUCGAAAAGUGAAGUGAAUUGAAUGUUUCGGAUUUCGAGACCAGUUGAAUCACGGUGGAAGAAAAUGCCAAACAAAAAACGAAGUGGGCGGGGUCAAAUCCUCUACCGUUCUCAUGUGACGUCAUAUGAAGCGCAGAGAUUUCGGCUCUUAUACCGUAAAUAACGGCUUAUUAAAGGCGCAGGCCACCGUGUUGCGAUAGGUCAUUGAGAAGAAUUGAACUCUCACUUUUUUCUGCGCGAGAGCGCCGCAGUGCUUGAACACGACACACGACACUUCACGGAGAAAAAGUGGGCGUGCCGUCGUCGAAAAAAACGCCGUGACUCGGGUUCUCUAAAAAUUCAUGUUGCUUUUUUUGAGCUCAUAGUUUUACCACAACAGAAACUAUUAGUUCAAGCUAUGACAGGCUCCGCCCCUUUUUAGAAUUACUGUAGCCAGAAAAUUUUGUUAUGAACUUUUUAUAGUCUAUUUAUGGCUAUUAGAAAAAAAACCUCUCUGCGCCCUCCUCGUCCCUCGACGACCCUCUCAAACUGACAAUCUAUUUUCAUGUUCCUCUGACCUUGCCGUUUAUAGACAGAGAGACGCAGACACACGAAAAAUUUCAAGGGAAACCGAGCUCUAAAUGAAAUUUUUUCUGUUUUUCUUCAAUUCUCUAGACUGCCGUGAAACCCUCUCUUUAUUGCACACUAUCUCGCUUAUCGUGACAGGACCCUUUUUGGGAAAAUUUGCUGAUGUUUCGAAUUUUUGGCGCUGAAUGAUACGCAGGGAAAGUGAAAAAUGUUAAAAGUUUUUUUGUCUUGGAAAUUUAUUUUCGCUUUGAAGGUCAACGAAAACGAAUCCGAAACGUGACCGCGAUUCGUCCCUCAUGACUCCGAGGUUCUUUUUUUCGAGCUUUAUUGAUUUUUUUUUUUUCGAAUAUCGUCUAUUUAAAGUUUCCUUGAAAAGUUCUGAAAAAUCUCUGAGCAAAAAAUAAUUUUUUUAAUUGAUUAUUUCAGUGUGAAGACGUCGAGAUCCGACUAUAAACCGCCGGAAAAAUCGACCAAGACGAGGUUGGUAAGAUGAGCAAUGCUGAGAAACUAUUUGAAACUUGCGAAAUUUCAUCAUUUCAGUAUCGCCGGCACGAAAUCGAGCAAAGAGGAUGCUCAGAAAAAAAUCGAGGUUUGUGGAAAUUUAUUGAGAAUUUAGAAGGAGAAGAAUUUUUUUAGAGGAAAUGA
Caenorhabditis auriculariae is the source of this 8042-nucleotide messenger RNA. The record is from the annotation of a GenBank genome assembly. NCBI's taxonomy places the organism in Eukaryota, Metazoa, Nematoda, Chromadorea, Rhabditida, Rhabditidae.